This is a messenger RNA of Drosophila erecta, 573 nucleotides long. RefSeq lists its product as uncharacterized. The record is from RefSeq and is a predicted model, not a curated record. The coding region runs from base 45 to 395 and encodes 116 amino acids. Lineage: Eukaryota; Metazoa; Arthropoda; Insecta; Diptera; Drosophilidae. The transcript has a single exon.
UUGGAAAGUAGUUUUGUCAAUAACUCCUUGGACUCAACUUCAAGAUGCGUUUCCUGAUUCUUGCCGCUCUUUUGGCCUUCUUGGCUGUUGGCUUUGUGGCUGCCCGUCCAGAUAAGGAUUCCUCCGUCCAGGAGGACACCAAUGAUGAUUUCUACGGCAAUAAUGGUGAGGGAAACCCCGAUGCUGUCGAAGAAGGAUCUGCUGUUGAAGAAAGUCUGAAUUAUGGAAAUGAGGAUAACCAGGAUGAAGAAAAUAAGGAGGACAAUCAGGAGGAGUCAGAUAAUGAAUCAAACGGAUAUAAUAACAAUAAGGAAGAUGAUAAUACCGAAUCGGAUAAUAAUGACAAUUCAAAGGGCGAUCAGGAGAAGGAUGCUCCACCCAAGAAGCAGAUUUGACCAUUAACACCAAGACCCUGUUCCUUUAUCAAUAACAAGUCUUCAUAAAAUAUACCUAAUAUAUUAUAUACCUAAAUAUAUUAUAAAAAAUGCGUAUAAAUUAUACCACGGUAAGAAGUGUUAAAAUUUAAAAAAGUGUGUGUGGAUCUAUUAAAAGAACGCCACAAAGUAUAUAAUA